Molecule: messenger RNA, 2016 nt
Organism: Pseudomassariella vexata
Lineage: Eukaryota; Fungi; Ascomycota; Sordariomycetes; Amphisphaeriales; Pseudomassariaceae
Exons: 1
Coding region: 490-1794 (434 amino acids)
Source: RefSeq, a predicted model, not a curated record
CGUUAAGCACGUUUGCUCAAGCCGCCCAAUGGGGCACCUGACCAGCUGGGCAGGCUGGGGUAGGUAGUAACUGUAACCAUGCCCUUUUUUCUCAAGGAAGGAGGGUGUGGCUUUCUGCCUUUCGCGGGGACCAGAUUCUGCAUCGUGACAUUUUCCCGUUUCUCUUUCCUCUUCUUCUUCUUCUUCCUCUUGUGCCGUUGUUCCACAGGUCGGUCAGACAGGCUAGAUGCGUAGAUCGGUCGUGUCCCCAACAUGGAUGCAUAGAAUUUCCGGUUGCCUACGAAGCAAACAGGUUGAUACUAAGGCACAACAAAGCCGAUAUACUUUGCAUUACUCACCCUCGCACCCUAUUACGAGAUACCACCUGCAUCGUGUCCGGAUCACAACACCGGCGCUGGCGUCACAGUCUCCUGUCGUGUCUCGGGAUCCUGACUCAAGGGGUUUUUGGAUUCCACUUAUACACAUAUCGAGCCUGUCAUACUCGAACCCAUGACAACCUCCAAUCUCACGAACAUGCAAUUCAAGAUGGCUCACUCAGCCAACGAACUGGCCCAUCGCCAAAUGACAGGAUCGUUGAAACCCAGCAAACACCGUACGGAAAAAUCACAACCGUUCGAUGCGGAGGAUCUACGCCGCCGGCUCUACAUAGUUCUCUCGCAGCAAAAUGCGCAGAAGGAGGAGAAACGACGCGCGAGGGCCGAAGCUGCGGCUAAGAAAGCCAUGGGAGGAGAGGCCGGCCUCGCUGAAAUCCAACAAGAAGUAACGAGUUGCAAAGAGAUCUUCACCACCCUUCCCGAAAGCGCAAAGCCUGCUUCUCGAACCAUUGUAAAACCCAGCACACAGCAGGACGCAACAUCACCACCAGGAAAGCAAACCAGCAACACCACAUCCCCAGACAGCACCUUAACCCGGUCGCUCUCCAAAAGCGGCUGGGAUAAACUCCAUCGCAAGCCCUCCAAGCUGCAGUCCAACCCAGUAGAAGAAGCAGAUGAACAACAGCUCUACCACCACGUCCCUCAGCAAGCAGCCGCCCAGUUCGCCCGGACCGCCACCGCAGACAAGAUGCGCGGAUCGAACCAGAUCCACAGCCUCUCACGGCAAGCGCUGCGCUUCUACACCGAAGGCUCACCAUCCGAAAAGGCGGAACUCAACUCGAGCAAGUCGCCCUCAGACCAGAUGCGCGCCUUGAGGAGGGCGCAGAGCCACCGCGAGAAACUGCAUGAUCGGAACCAGUUCCAACAGACCCGAGCUCUAGAAGACUCUGGAGUGGGGGAGCGGAUAAGCCUGGGGAAUCUGAGACAGAGGCAUACCAUCCCCGGGAGGACGUCCUCGAAAAAGGGGCGUCACGGGAGUGCGGCGGCGAGACCAAAACCAUUGAGUAUUGCGGAUAUUCUUGAGAGUACGGAAGUUGGGGAUUUUGGACACAGUCCGCCGUCGCCACUGUCGCGGGAGGUUUCGUCUGGAGAUGAGAGGGUGUUGGGGGGUAUUCCGGAGGUGGUGUUGGCCAUGGACGCAGGUGCUGGUGCUGAUGCGGAUGAGCAUCGUGUGGAUUGGACGCAGAGGGAUGAGGAGGUGCAGUUGCAACAUCGGGAGAAAAGUAAGAGCAGUACGAGGAUCCCGCUGCUGAGGAGGGCGGACUCGAUAUGGGCUUUAAGGGCAAAGAUCAGUGGGAUGGGUAGAAAGGAUGAGGAUAAGAUCGCCGUCACAAUUGAAAAGAUAGACGAGACUAGGGUAGUGGUUACGCCUGGCGUGAAGGCGCCGAGGUUCGGGUUCCUGGCGAGGUUUAAACGGUGAUUCGUGGGUUAUGAACUAAUAUCUGACUACUUAAUGAAGUCAAUGGUAGUCACAUUUGUAUGUCGAGGGAAUGUUAGGUGGUACUGAUAUGUGAGAGCUUUUCUGGGGUCUACCAAGAGUACGAGCUGCUGUCUCGUUUCCUUUAAUGUUACUACACAUGGGCAGUUCAAUGUUAGCACGACCAGGGUACAAGAGCUUUGCAAAAGCAAUGACAUUCAUUCG